Molecule: messenger RNA, 2977 nt
Organism: Daucus carota subsp. sativus
Lineage: Eukaryota; Viridiplantae; Streptophyta; Magnoliopsida; Apiales; Apiaceae
Product: pentatricopeptide repeat-containing protein At3g26540
Exons: 1
Coding region: 212-2338 (708 amino acids)
Biological process (GO): RNA modification
Cellular component (GO): intracellular membrane-bounded organelle
Molecular function (GO): RNA binding; protein binding
Source: RefSeq, a predicted model, not a curated record
AUAUUCAAUUUUUUUAGACCCCGACUCACUCUCCGUGGACAAACCUUGAAUAUAAAAUAUUUUUGAUUAAUAUCCGUGGACGAACCUCGAAUAUAAAAUAUUUUUGACUAAUAUGAUUUUUAACCUUUCAAUAUUUUUUACGCUAAAACACGAACAAUUCACUUGGAAUAUAAAAAAAAAAUAGCUAAAACCUUAAACCCUAGUCAAAAUAAUGAUUGUGGCCAUGCAAUAUAGUCUCCACCAACUGAAAUGCUCACGCCCUCUCUUGGCUCGUUUUCUCCACCAGCACAGCAGCCCCGACGACAAAAUCUACUCUAUACUAGCCUCCGACGGCCUCUCCAAAGCCGUAUCAGCUCUCUUUUCAUCCCCAUCACCUUUCUCUUUCAAUCUCUACGAGCAUCUCUUCUCUUUAUGCUCUUCAAACCGGUCCAUUGUCGAAGCCCGCAAAGUGGAAUCGCAUCUCACCACUUUUGCCACAACCCCGCCUGCCUUUUUGAUCAACAGGGCCAUUCAAUGUUAUGGGAAAUGUGGGUGUUUGAGUGAUGCACGCGAGCUGUUUGAUGAAAUGCCUCAUAAAAAUGGGGGGUCUUGGAAUGCGAUGAUUACGGCGUACGCGAAGAAUGGGUGUGUUGAUGAGGGGGUGAGUGUGUUUUUGGAGAUGAAUGGUGUGGGGGUUUUGCCGAAUGAGAUUACAUUUGCGAGUGUGUUGGGGUGUUGUGGUGUGGGGUUGGAGUUGGGGUUGUCGAAGCAGAUACAUGGGCUUAUUUUUAAACUUGGGUUUGCUGGGAAUGUGAUUUUGGGGUGUGGAUUGGUUGAUAUUUAUGGGAAGUGUAGUGUUAUGGGGGAUGCGAGGAAGGUGUUUGAUGAGACGGGAAAUCCAAAUGUGGUGUCAUGGAAUGUGAUUGUUAGAAGGUAUCUUGAGAAUGGUGAGGGUAAAGAGGCUGUUUUUAUGUUUUCUGAAAUGAUUAGGAAUAAUUUAGUGCCUUUAAAUUAUACGGUGUCGAAUGCUCUGGGUGCUUGUUCGAGUAUAUCUGGGCUGAAUGAGGGGAGUCAAAUUCAUGGGUAUUCUCUUAAGAUUAACUUUAAAGAGGAUUGUGUGGUAUUGACUUCUCUUAUUAAUAUGUAUGUAAAAUGUGGAGCUUUGAGGGAUGCGCGGGUUAUAUUUGAUAGGCUUGGGACUAGAGAUUUGGGUCAUUGGACUUCAAUGGUGUCAGGAUACGCAAAGCAUGGGAAAAUUCGAGAGGCGAGAGAGCUCUUUGAUCAGAUGCCGGUAAAAAAUUUGAUCUCAUGGAAUGCAAUGUUGGAUGGGUACACACAUUUACCGCAACUUGAAGAAGCCUUAGAUUUUGUGUUUCUUAUGCUUAAGGAAAUUAGAGACAUAGAUUAUGUGACUGUUGGGCUUAUUCUGCAUAUAUGUGCUGGCCUUUCUGACAUUGAAUUGGGGAAACAGGUCCAUGGAUAUAGUUACAGGCACGGUUUGUGCUCGAAUGGCUUUGUUGUUAAUGCACUGCUUUAUAUGUAUGGGAAUUGUGGUAACUUGAGAAGUUGUAGAGUUUUGUUCUAUUACAUGGGUCACCUACGAGAUUAUAAUUCUUGGAAUGCUGUGCUGACUACUUUAGCUCGACAUAAGAUGAGUGAAGAAGCACUUAUGAUCUUUUCAAAGAUGAUAAAUGAUAGUGAGGCAAAACCAAGCAAUUAUAAUUGCGGAACCGUUUUGUCUGUUUGUGCAAAUAUAUCGGCACUUAACGCGGGUAAGGAGAUUCAUGGAUUUAUGGUCAGGAAUGGUUACAUUUUUGAUGUUGUAGCUACAGGAGCUUUAGUCGAUAUGUACUCAAAAUGUUGUCGUGUUGAGUAUGCUUUGAAGGUCUUCCACAGAGCAGCUUGUCGUGAUCUCAUUCUCUGGAACUGCAUAUUGUUAGGAUGUAGUCAUAAUUGUAGGGUUGACGAGGUCUUUGAGCUGUUGGAGAUGAUGGAUGAAGAUGGCAUCAAGCCAGACCAUGUCACCUUUCAAGCUGUUUUUGCAGCGUGUAUUAAUGGUUCUCGUGUGGAGUUGGGUAGGCGAUAUUUUGAUGCUAUGAGCAAUAAAUUCUUCAUAACACCUCAUCUGGAGGAUUAUGAAAGCAUGAUUGAGCUUUAUGGCCGAAAUGGGUUCAUGGCUGACCUGGAAAACUUUGUAAAGAAUAUGCCCUUUGAUCCCACUGUUCCAAUGUUAAGUAAAGUUCUUAAUUUUUGUCGAGAACAUGAACACUUGAGCUUUGGUAAAUGGGCAGCUAAUCGACUCAAUGACAUGAAUUCCUCAGAUGCAUACCGAUUUGAACCCGUGGUGGCAGUAGGCUAAAGCUCUGUUGUGAUUAUAGCUCCGUAACCUUACCCAGAAAUCUGGAUCACAUUUCAAGAUCCAAAGCUCUCCUAUCCAACGCCAAAAGUGUAUCAAGACUGAAGAAACAGUGCAUGUUUAUGCUCUGGCAUCAAACUUUGGACACUACACAGUACAGACCAAGAAUGUGUCGGUUCAAGGAUAGAUGCUGUAGUAUACAAUGUUUGCUUUCCAAGCAUGACGGACUGGAGAAUUGUAAAUGCCUAGUUACGCCAAAAAGACUUGCACUGAGCUUUGGUAAAUGGGCAACUAGCAACUAAAUGAUUGAGACCCCUUGGUUUUAUUCUGAUUCACUCUGGCCCUGUUACCUUCUUAUCCAGACAUUGGUUCAGAUUUUACGAUCCAAAUCUCUCCAAUCCAAGUCCUGAAGUGCAUCAAGGCUAAAGAACAGAGUGCAGGGUUAUAUUCUGGCAUCAAAGUUUAAAAAUUGCGCGCUAGGAAUUAGCCAGUUUAAGGUCAGAUGUCGCAUUACUCUGACAACUUUCUUAGCAUGACAAACUGGUGUAAUGAAUAUGAAGGCUGUAUAUAGAAUAUAGAAUAUAGAUGCCUUUCACUGCAAAUUACAAUCAGAAAAAGGAACAUCUUCUAAUUUUGCAUUGA